AUGCAGUGGCGCCAACAAAGCAUACAAAUUACAGAUCUGUAUGAAAUUAUUAAGUCGUUGCAGGCAACUGUGGAAACUUUACAAAAACAGAUAGCAUCAAGGCAAGAAACAAAGGCAACGGAAAAUUUUGAAGAUAUCAUCACCGAAAUCGCAGAAAGAAAGAAAAGAGAAAAUAAUUUGAUCAUUUUUAAUCUCCCGGAAUCGGAAACAACUGAUGAGUGUAAAAUCAAAGAAAUUUUGUCAAACAUUACGAACGAGGACAUUAUGAUUAAAAUCACAAGAAGACUUGGCAAGGAAAAUAGUAACUCAGUCAGGCCUUUAAAAAUUGAAUUGAUAAAAAAAGAAGAUGUGUAUACUGUUUUAAAAAACAAACAUAAACUAAAGACUCAGGAAUUGAAAAUUCAGAUUACAACAGAUAAAACGCCUCUGCAAAGACAACAUUUUAAAAGUCUACUGGAAAAAAUUGAGCAGCAUAAACAGUCUGGAGAGACUGACAUGUACAUAAAAUAUGUGAAUGGAAAUCCCGUAAUAUCCAAGGGAAAAAACAAUAGUAUAGACCAAUGCGAAAGCACAUUUGUUGAGGAAGGACAAGGGGAUUCUUCAGACAAGAGCCUACCGAAACAUGACUCUGAAGUUAAAUUAAGCGAGGAAAUUGUAGAUAAUGACAAAGCGACAAGACAUUUUCAGAAAAGAACUGUAAGUCAAGUCUUAAAAGAAGUGGUUAUAUUUCCUGAACAGGAAGAGUCUGUAAAAAGAAAUAAAAAUAAGAACCCUUUGCCAGCUGUGGUCACAUCGGAUAAAUGGAUUGAAAUAAUGACGGCGAAAGACAAUGAAAAGUUGGCAAAGGAAACGACUAUUAAGAAUAAAAGAUUACAGAAGCAGUUAAAGAGUUCAGAAAAGAAAAAAUGUAAUAAAACGCAGAUGAAAAAUAGUAACCAAGCAGAGGAGGAAAAGGAAAAUCUGGGGCAUGAAGAUGUAAGCAAUGAAGUUGAUGUGCUGGUAAACAACAGCAAUGAAGAGAUUGGAAUAGGGAAUUACGUAAUUGUGAGGUAUGAUAAAGAAUAUUAUCCUGCUAAAGUUGUCAAUCAAAGAGAAAAUGAGUAUUAUUGCUGUGCUAUGUCAAAAAGUGGUGCAAAUAGAUGGAAAUGGCCAGAUAAAAAUGAUUUGUUGUGGUACCCAGCAGAUGAUGUUUUAUUGAAGAUUAAGGAACCGAAACUCAUUAAUACAAGAGGUGUUUUUUCGGUGCCAAAAAUGAGAGACUUUAUGAAUGACAAUUAG
This is a messenger RNA of Brassicogethes aeneus, 1278 nucleotides long. The record is from the annotation of a GenBank genome assembly. Lineage: Eukaryota; Metazoa; Arthropoda; Insecta; Coleoptera; Nitidulidae.